Molecule: messenger RNA, 1809 nt
Organism: Helianthus annuus (common sunflower)
Lineage: Eukaryota; Viridiplantae; Streptophyta; Magnoliopsida; Asterales; Asteraceae
Product: heat shock 70 kDa protein 4-like
Exons: 2
Coding region: 58-1662 (534 amino acids)
Biological process (GO): cellular response to unfolded protein; protein refolding
Cellular component (GO): cytoplasm
Molecular function (GO): heat shock protein binding; ATP binding; ATP hydrolysis activity
Source: RefSeq, a predicted model, not a curated record
UAUCAGCAUUGACUACAUCUAUUCCCCAUUCUUCUUUUACAGCCAACUUUUUCCAAUAUGUCAAGAAGCGUUAAAACAACCGCAAUCGGCAUUGAUCUGGGAACAACUUAUUCAUGUGUUGCUGCCUGGUUUGAUCAGCACAACCGUGUCGAGAUCAUCCCUAAUGAACAAGGUAACAACAUUACCCCAUCAUGCGUGGCUUGCGACGACAUAGAAGUUUUAGUUGGUGAGGGUGCCAAAAACCAAAUCACCAGGAAUCCGAAUAACACAGUUUUCGAUGUUAAGCGUUUAAUGGGAAGCAAAUUUAGUGACAAAAGAUUGCAGGAGGAUAUACAAUCCUGGCCUUUUAAGGUAAUUGAACGGUCUCUAGAAAAGCCAAUGAUUGUGCUUGAACAUAUGGGCACAGAAAGGGAAUUUUCACCGGAAGAAAUAUCUUCCAUGAUUUUGAAGAACUUGAAAAAGGCUGCUGAAGAAUUCCUCGGAACACCAGUUACACAUGCAGUGAUUACGGUCCCUGCGUAUUUCAAUGACAAGCAACGACAGGCGACAAAGGACGCUGGGACACUGUCUGGCCUCAAUAUCUUGCAAUUGAUUAACGAGCCCACAGCAGCUGCAAUCGCCUAUGGUCUAGACAAACUUGCUGACAGGAACCACCCACCGCAGAAAAAUGUCUUCAUUUUUGAUUUGGGUGGGGGGACAUUUGAUGUGUCGCUUCUGACUAUUACCAAGGAUGGAAACAUAAGUGUUAAAGCCGUGGGCGGUGACACGCAUUUAGGUGGAGAGGAUUUUGACAAGGCUAUGGUUAAUCAUUGUGUAGAAGAAUUCAAGAAGAGACAAAACAAGGAUAUCAGUAAAAAUGCAAGGGCAGUGGGGAGAUUAAAAGUUGCAUGUGAAAAAGCAAAGAGGGAUCUUUCAUCUACAGCUCAAACAUCUAUUGAAAUUGAUUCGUUAUACGACGGAAUUGAUUUUUCAAUUAAGUUCACCCGCGCAAGAUUUGAGGAGCUAAAUGCUGGUUUUUUUACUAAAUGCAUUGAGCAUGUUGAGAAAUGUUUGAGAGAUGGGGAUAUGCAAAAGCAAGACAUUGAUGAUAUUGUUCUUGUUGGCGGGUCGACUCGGAUCCCCAAAAUACAGCUAAUGCUGAGGGAAUUAUUCGACUGGAAACAACUUUGCAAGAGCAUUAAUGCAGAUGAAGCUGUCGCGCAUGGUGCAGCAGUGUUGGCUGCAAAGUUAAGUGACAAUGGCAAUAAAACUGUGAAGGAUUUGAUACUUUUAGAUGUAACCCCUCUCUCGCUUGGCAUCGAGACCAAUGUAGAUGAUAUGGAUAUUUUAAUCCCAAGGAACACACCAAUACCCACCACGAAGGAGGAUGUUUAUGUAACAAUGGUGGACAACCAAAUAGGUUUCACAAUCCAGGUGUAUCAGGGUGAGAGCAGGAAAACUAGGGACAACAUCUUCCUUGAUCAGUUUCAUCUUCAGGGUGUUCCUCCAGCCCCUGCAGGUGAACAAAAGGUGAAGGUUUGCUUUACCAUAGACGUCAAUGGUAUUCUCAAUGUUUCUGCUGAAUUGGUAUCUACGGGUAAUAAGAAAGGUAUAAUAAUUGCUGAGAGUGGAAAGCUGUCAAAGGAUGACAUUGAAAAGAUGCUGAAAAACGUUGUGCUGUAAGUUUAUUUGGAUCAGAAAUACAAUAUUCUACUCACAGGAUAUUUCUAAUGUCUUAUCAACUCAGAACUCGAAUGUUGUUGCUCUUUUGGAUAUGUAUACGAUUCAAGCUUUUGUGAUUAAUUGAAUAUGAUUCACUUUAUGGUUGUA